GAUGGAGGCGGAGUCCUGCGGGGGACCCUGUCGCCGGGGGAGCGGAGAGGCGCCCGGAGGGAGACGGAGGAACGGAGGCCCGGCGACCGGGUGAUGAGACAGGGAAGGGGUACGGAGGAGCUGGAGAACGGGGCACUUACAAUGCUUAGUCCCUCUUCAAGACCUUCUUGUGCCAUGAAGCUUUUAGAACAGUCUGUGAUUCUAAUUUCCUGCUGAUAGAUCAGCUGAUAGCUAAUUCAGAAUGCCAACACACCUUUGGCUCCAAGGAUGACCUUUUGAACCGUCAGCAAGAAUGAACACUCUGGCUAUGAGAAUGGAGUGAAGGCACUCUGAGAAUGGAGCAGGAAGAGGAUUUGAUGAUUGAAAGUUCAGAGGUUUUUUCUGAGACUGCAAGAGGACACAUAGAUGACGACGAGUGUCAUAUAGAAGAGCUUCUAGGUGGGCCAGCCCCUUACAAGUGUGCCAUUUGUAGAAAGAGUUUCACAAAGACGUCCAACCUUGUGCAGCAUGAAAAGAUCCACACUGGAGAGAAGCCCUACAAAUGUUCCCAGUGCGGCAAAAGGUUCACCCGGAGCAACAACCUUGCCGAGCAUGAGAGAAUCCACACAGGAGAAAAACCUUACAAAUGCCCAGAGUGUGGCAAGACCUUCAACAGAAGCUCCAUCCUGCUCAGGCACCGGAGGAUCCACACUGGGGAGAAGCCCUACAAGUGCCCCAAAUGUGGGAAGAGCUUUGACGAGAGCGCCCGGCUUCGGGUACACCAGAGAACUCACGUGACUGAGAUGGCCUACCUCAUUGACAGCAAUGGAGAGGCCACGGCCAUUGAGGCGGCUGGAGUGGCUCACACCUGCCCUGACUGUGGCAAAACAUUUAGUCUGUAUUCCAAUCUGAUUAAGCACCAAAGAAUUCACACAGGGGAGAAGCCCUACAGGUGUGCUCAGUGUGGGAUCAACUUCAGUGAGGCCUCUAAUCUGAUUCGGCACCAGAGGUACCAUGCCCGGGACAAACCUUACAAGUGCCCCAUGUGCCAAAAAAGUUUUGGUCAGAGUUCACAUCUCAUUCAGCACCAGAGAAUCCACACUGGGGAGCGGCCUCACAAAUGCCCUGAUUGUGGGAAGAGCUUUAUUGAGAACUCCACUCUGAAAAAGCACCAGCGAAUCCACACUGGAGAGAAGCCCCACCGGUGCCUGGAGUGUGGGAAGAGCUUCAGCCUCAGCUCCCACCUAGUGACACACCAGAGGAGCCACACUGGGGAGCGACCCUACAAAUGUGAGGAUUGUGGCAAGGGGUUCACUGAUACAUCCUCUCUCAUCAUCCACCGGCGAAGCCACACAGGAGAGAAACCCUACAAGUGUGAUGUGUGUGGGAAGGGAUUCGUCCUGAGCUCAGUUUAUCUGAACCACCACCGCACUCACACAGGAGAGAAGCCUUUUGGGUGUCCGGAUUGUGGCCGGGCCUUCCGCCAGUGGUCGCAGCUGGUCAUCCACCGGAGACUGCACACAGGGGAGCGGCCCUACAAAUGUCCCUAUUGCGACAAGGGCUUCUGUGAUAGCUCCACUCUGACCAAACACAAAAGAACCCACACGGGAGAGAAACCCAACACAUGUGCAGACUGCGGGCUCAGCUUUGGCUCCAGAGCGCUGCUCAUGGACCAUCAGACGCUCCAUGGGGAAGAGGCCUCUGCUAUGGCCAUUCUCUCUGUCUGAGGUGACCAUUUAGAGCCUGUCCUUAAGGUGGUACUUCUUAGUAUAGUAUUCCAAGUGAUUUGACUGUAUGGGCUGCCACUCUCUUCUGUAUGUCCACAUUUGUUCUUGACCAUUUGCUUCCCACAGUGGUAAAGAAAGGCAGCCUUUUCCCUUUUCAUUGCCUGCGGUGAGUUGGUUGCUGGGCAUCCGGAUAGCUUUGAGAUGAGGGUGGUUGUGCAAGGCAUUGCUGAUGACAUCACACAGGCAAUAGUGCGUCUCUGAAGCUGGUGAAAGCAGAGUUGUUCCACCAAUCCGUUUCUAUGAUUAAGGACAUUGUGAGGAGGGGACUCCCCAAGCAUACAUUUGCAGAUCCCCUUCAUUUAGCCUUCAGAUUAUACGUCUACCACCUGUACUAGUAAAAUAGUUUAGGUGGAGGCUGUGGACAGACCCACAAAGCAUGGGGCAUUUCACUGUUGAGAACCAGCAAAGAUAAACUCUCUUAAGAGACUUUCAAAGAAAAUUCCAGUGGAAAUAAGUUCUUUCCUCUGUUUUUUUCUCCACAUGAGAUUUGGAGAAUAUAAGGGGAUGGCAAUUUCAGUAGCAUAACACUAUUUUUAAGGGUUAAUAAUUACUUUGGCUGCUAUUUUUCUUCACAUUCUACUUGGUGCUGCAAAAUAUUUUUGCUCCUUAUGAAAGGAGUAACCCUGAAGCAAUGGAUUUCAUGGAAGGGAUCUCAAGGGCUGCUAAACCAGUCAGCAUGUUUGUAAAAAAAAGAACUAGCACAUUUUUAAAAUUGUAUUUUGAAAAUGUAAAUUUUGAACUACACUUUGGGCUGGUUUGGACAUAAUAAUAAACCAUAGUCUAGCCACCCCACUGCCCAGCAGAGCAAUGACUAGUUUGGAAACUUCCAUUGACUUUUUAGAUCAACCUGCCAUAUCAUCAGAACCAAGAUAAACUAUGGUCAGUCUUAACUAUGAUUUGCUGAAAGGAACCAAAUACAAAGUAUUUAUUUAUUACAUAGUGUUUCAACAAGCCAUAAUUAAGGUUAACCACAGUGUACUGUAUAGAUGUAAUGCCAAACUGUGCUUAAUCUAAAACAGAAGUGUUUUGGCCACUCCAGAAAAGACAGGGAGGAAAUAUGCAAAUUUGAUACUUGCCUGGGCUUAUCCUUUGAUUGGUUCCCAGGCAGAUGCUAUGUUAAAAAGUAAUCCAAAUGUUUCAAUCAAAAAUACUGUAUUUUGAGUUUUACAUACCUUGUUGCCUCUUGAUCUUCUUUUGUUCUAUUUCAUCUCCAAAAUGUUUGGUCCAAAAUGUUUGAACUCAGGGGAAAUUGAGUGAGCCUCAAAGGCUGGAGAGAGCUGGGUGUUUGAGUCAUGUGAGCUCUGGGCAAGAGCUCCUCUGAGAGGUAAGAAAAGCAAUAAUGCUAAGAAAAGAUUAAGAGGCUGGUGUUUUGAGAGACCAGUGGCCAAGAGGAUCCAAAGUUGACUGGACACCAUGUUGGAUCUUGGGAUCAGUCUGCAAGAGCUUUGUUUGAGCAAUGCUGGAGAGAUCUCAUACCCUUAAAAUACUUGGCUGAGGAAUGCUGGAAUUGUAGGGCUUUUCCCGUGUAAAUAUGCAUAGAAUCACACCCUUUGGCUAAGAACUUUGAUAAAGAAAAUGCCUCAAAUUAAUUGGGAAGCAGGCUUUUUAAAUUGCAUAUUAUUUAAUACAAGUUCUUACAGAAGCCAUUUUGGAUGAGGCAGGAGAACAGUGCCUCUUUUAAGAUGAAACUGCCUAUGGCACAACUAUGCCAGACUGGUAAAGAAACCCACAGAGAGGAUGAGCCUGCUGGAGGCUGCCAGAAGAGGGACUGGGCCCUUUGGUCUCCCUGCGGGAGCCUGCUGCAUUUUUGCGCUAGCCAUAGAUGUGGGAUGCAGCGCUCCCCACCUUCUCUCUUGCCUGCAAGGUUGGCGUUGCCUAUCAGGCUAGCACUUAAAUGCAAGGCUUUCAGUGUCAUCAGAAACAAAGCAAACAAGAAUGCUUUUAAAAAGUGCAAGUUAAUACAGAUUUAAUUGAAGUUCAUGCAGGCAAGGCGUGGAUCCUGGAUUUGCCUUCGGGGCCUCUGUCCAAUUUUUAAGUGCUCACCAACCCUCUGUGUAGCAUUUUGGAAGGGUUGCCAUAGAGGGAGGAUGAGGGAAAUUGCUUCUGCCUGCACAGUUGCGUAUGCCUAGGCCAUUUCUCACACCAUCUGGAUUUUACAAGGGAGAGUAGAACAAUAAAACUUCUAACUGGUGCUGAA
This is a messenger RNA of Varanus komodoensis (Komodo dragon), 3963 nucleotides long. It is a transcript of the gene ZNF629, whose product is annotated as zinc finger protein 629. The transcript is spliced from 4 exons. Gene Ontology annotation, biological process: regulation of transcription by RNA polymerase II. Lineage: Eukaryota; Metazoa; Chordata; Lepidosauria; Squamata; Varanidae. Bases 336 to 1706 code for a protein of 456 amino acids. Gene Ontology annotation, cellular component: nucleus. Gene Ontology annotation, molecular function: DNA-binding transcription activator activity, RNA polymerase II-specific; RNA polymerase II cis-regulatory region sequence-specific DNA binding. The record is from RefSeq and is a predicted model, not a curated record.